Messenger RNA from Laetiporus sulphureus 93-53, 1685 nucleotides. RefSeq lists its product as uncharacterized. NCBI's taxonomy places the organism in Eukaryota, Fungi, Basidiomycota, Agaricomycetes, Polyporales, Laetiporaceae. The coding region runs from base 439 to 1638 and encodes 399 amino acids. The record is from RefSeq and is a predicted model, not a curated record. The transcript has 2 exons.
AGCUGUCUGAGGUCAGUCUUGCAUUGCCGUUGCGAGUCAAGAACCGUUCAUCGAUAUUAGGUGGCGUAGACGGACAACAAGGGCCGGCGCGUGCAGAAUAGAGCCGCGCAGCGCGCAUUUCGUGAGCGCAAGCAGUCCCAGCUUGCGGAGCUCCAGGCUCGCGUGCAACAGUACGAGCAAGGGGAGGUCGAGCGCAAUGUCGCCCUGCAGAACAUUGCGAAGCGGCUCAAGGAGGAGAAUGAGAGGCUGCGAGCAGAGAACGCUCGGCUGAAGGAGAAGGUUGCUCAGCUCGAGGAGUGCUUGGCAUCGCAGGAGGCUCCGAAGAAGAGGACGCGAGUGGACUCUGCUCCUCGUUCCCCAAGCCUCCCCCCGGCCCAGUUGUCUAGGAAGAAGAGCAAAAUCUCCCCCGAACGUCAGAGCGGCACUUUCUCACAAGGCAUGAAUGGGCUGUACGACGCAUCGUCCCCGUCGUCGUCUGGAUCGUCCCCACGGUCCAAUACUUCAUCGCACACCAGCUUCUCUCCCCUUCCAAGCAUCCCCUCACCUCAGGAAACAUCGAUGAACAACCCCCUAUCUAACAUGUUCGACUUCUCUGCGGACGCCAAAAGCGCGCUGUUCGACGGCGGGCCUCUGUCAUGCGGGUUCUGCAAUGCAACCUCCACCUGCGUCUGCAAGGACAUCACGAUGCAGCAGGUUUCGGAGCAAUUAUCCUUGUCUAAUAUAUCAGCAGCAGCUGUUGAUCACUCUGACAUGCAACAGAGCAAUGCUCUGCCUAACGAUGCUCCGCCCUCUAUCCUUGAAAAUCUCCCGGAGUAUCAAGCCCCGGUGCCCUUGCGCAGGCGAGCUCCCGCACAGGCGGCUCGCCCUAUCUUCCCGAUCUCCCCAGCUCCGAUCGCUUCGAAUAACGCUGCCGUUACUUGUUCUGGUGAUCCGUCAAAUUGUCUGGCUUGUGCCGACGAUGCGUUCGGCAAGGCUUUCUGCGACGCCAUCAGCAAGACUGUCGCCUCGACAUCGUCAUCGUGCGGGUAUUGCCCUGACCCGUCGCAAGCUUCGAACGACGGCGCUGCUGUCAAUGGCUGCUGCGGAAACCCCAUCGCAUGCGGAGGCAUGGAUUGUAGCCCGGCGACUGCGGACAUGUCAGCACCAGCGUCCUUGGGAGGCAACGAUGGUUCAAUGAUGAUGACUGAUGAACCGUCGACAUCUGAAACGAUCUCGUGCGACAAUGCUUGGCGCCAGUUGAAGUCCCAUCCCAACGUCGCGUUCGCGGAUCUCAGUCUCCUCGCUGAGGUCGUCGCUCGCAGGUCGAAGUGCACCGGUCCUCGUGUCGAGAUUCUCCCAGCGCCAGGAUCUGUGACACCUGAACGCGCGCUCUCACCGCCCGCAGGCACUGUUUCGCAUGCAAAUACGAACCAGCACUCGCAGCAUUCGUUCUCGGACCCUCGAGCAACUUACGACGAAAGUAGAGGAAUGGGAGGAGCCCCUCGCUCACCACCACCUCAGCUAGUACCCCAGGAGGUACUCAUUAGUUGCGGACGUCAGCGGGUACGGGAGGUGAUGGCAGAUGGGGUCCGUGAUGCACUACGGAUACUGGAUGCAAAGUUCCCUGUUCCGGGUCGAAUGAGUAACUUCCGUAUGUAACGACGUUCCGAGUAAGCUAUUACGUCUCAUGAACUGAAAGCGGAUCU